AACAAACGAUGGCGGAAGUCUCCCGAGCCCUAACUUUUUCUGCUGGGCGCAGAAACAACCCCGCCGAGAGCAACUGCAAACUCCAACCACUUCCUCUUUGCUCCCUCCCCGCACCCGCCUUCUUUCCCUGGUUUCCGGCUUUCCACCAAUCUGGGAGGCUCCCCAAAGCGACCAAUCAGGAAGCUCCCUGUAGAACGCCACCAAUCAUUAGUUGGAGGCGGGAAAUUUAAGCGUUCCGGAGGUGGACAGUCUGAGUUCAUUUUGAAAACUGGGCGUUUCCGGUUUGGGAGGAAAAGCGGCGUUUUUAGAAUUUUAAUUUUCUUUUGAUAAUUUUCCUAGAUCCUUUUUUGUUAGGGAAGUCUAUUUCGCAGAAUAGGAUGGCAUCUUCAUCAGUUCCUGAUCGGUACAGAAGGGAUGCAAGCACAGAAAUGAUAAGAACCAAAGUUGCUCGCCGGAAAUCGGUUACGUGGAAGGAAAACAGAUAUAAGAAAUUUGAACAGAAUAGACACUUUGGUUUAAUAGAUGUCAAUACCACAGCUUUAGAAGACAGGAAUCUUCCUCCACUGGAUGAGACCAUUGAGAACUUUUUGGAAAAGGAAACUGUCAAACCAAAGUUAACUAUGAAUAGUCUACGCCAGAUGUUGAGUGAUCAGCGAAAGGAGAUGCUUCAGCAGUAUAAAGAGAAAAAGCUGCUUCUGAAAAUGAAAGAACAGCGAGAGAAAGCCCGAGGAGCAGUAUUUAAAGUCGGGCUUUAUAAACCUGACCCACCGCAGUUUCUUAAAACUCUUCCAGUGACAGUGAAGACAGUGAAAUCUGAACCAAAGAAGGUUAUUCAGACCUCUGUACGGAUCACAAGGUCAAAGGCCAAGGACCAUGUGGAGCAGCCAAAGAUCUAUGUUGACCAGGUCAAUAAUGGGCACAAUAUGGAAGCAGUCCAAUCUAGCCAGAAGCCAACUUCUGAACACCAUUCUGGCAAAGAAAGGAAAGCUCUACAAGAUAUGAGAGUGACUAGAUCAGCAGCAAAGCAGAUUACUAAAUUAGCUUCAUCUCUUCCAGUGAGAAGGCCAGUGCCAAAACUUGUUAAUGAAAACCAACUAGAAAGAAAAGCACCAACUGAAGAAAGACCUCCUCCAAAGAUUGAACUUAAAGCUAACAAAAUAAAGGAUCUUCCUUCCAAAUUUGGUGGGGAAGAAAAUUCAUCAAAGGACCCACUUACUGAAGGACUGUCUCAUAAAUCUGGAAAAUCGCCAACAGAAGAAAUUGCUGAAUUUCUUGGAAAAGACUACUUAUCAGAGAUAAAUGUUGCUUCCCAAGUGAGAGGGAAAUCUUCCUUUGCACCUGAAAAUUUUGUAUUUCAACCACUAGAUAAUCUAGUGAACUACAAAAUGAAAAUUUUUUCCCCAGUAAAAAACCAAACUUGUGAGACACCUGGUUUUUUAUGGAAUCCUUUACAAAUUAAUGAUGAUCAUUUACAGGAAAUGAAAAGAGAAACUCUGAAAGAAAGUACAACUCACUCUAAUGCCCCAGUUCCUCAGGAUUUGAUUGAUUUGCAAAGUCCUCCAAGAUCGCAAGAAAUCAUGAAUAAAGAUCUUUCAAAUAAAAAUGGAGAUACUAAAAUAGAUUCACGUAACCUUCCAUUGAGUUCACCUAUCCCUUUGUUUGAAAUAAAUGAACAUCAAGCAGCACCACCACAACAUGAUGUAGCAUAUUUCAGACAUAUUCUUCAAUCAGAAACUGAGAGAUUAACAGGAUUCUGCCAUGAAUGGGAAAAUAAACUAACACUGGAUAUUCCUGAUGAUGCCAAAGAUCUCAUUCGCACAACAAUAGGUCAAACAAGGCUCCUUAUAAGUGAAAGAUUCAAACAGUUUGAAGGAUUGGUGAAUGAUUGUGAGCAUAAUUGUGGUCAAAAGAAGAUUACUUGCAUGGAUCUGGAUGGAUUUUGGGAUAUGGUUAAUUUUCAAGUAGAAGAUGUGAACAAAAAGUUCGAAAAACUGAGUAAGCUCCAGGAAUCAGAAUGGCAGGAAAAAAAUACCAUAAAUCAAAAAGUUAUUCGGAAGAAAGCUCUCCCAGUUGAAAAGUGCAAAUCAAAACAGGAUGAAGCUGCAAGAACUGCAGCUCGAAAUCGUCUGGCUGCUCUAAAAGCUUCAAUGAGAGAAAAACUUAAGCAGGAAGAACCUACAUUUGAGAUAGUAGCUCCCAUGGUGUCAAAAGCAAAGGAAAUUGACAAGAUAGUUUUUGAUGCUGGAUUUUUCAGAAUUGAAAGCCCAGUUAAAUCAUUCUCAGCCAUCAAUGCAUCCAAAGAGACUGUAUGUAGCAAAUCAGAUGAUCCAAUUGAACACAAAACACCUGGGAAUAAGAAAUUAAAUCUUCUUGAAGAAAACUAGAAUUGUAUGUUUUCCCCUCCACUAUAUCACUAAUGUUAAAAAAAAAAAAAAAAAAAAAAAAAAA
Molecule: messenger RNA, 2448 nt
Organism: Sarcophilus harrisii (Tasmanian devil)
Lineage: Eukaryota; Metazoa; Chordata; Mammalia; Dasyuromorphia; Dasyuridae
Gene: DLGAP5
Product: DLG associated protein 5
Exons: 15
Coding region: 378-2384 (668 amino acids)
Biological process (GO): kinetochore assembly; regulation of mitotic cell cycle; centrosome localization
Cellular component (GO): spindle pole centrosome; cytoplasm; nucleus
Molecular function (GO): microtubule binding
Source: RefSeq, a predicted model, not a curated record